GCACAUUGGAUUUCAACGCUCAAGCAGGUGCUUGGAAGUGGGCGGGCGCCCAUUCAAUGAGAUCGGCCGCAUCAGACAUUCACCGUCCAUCGCAGCCCAGGCAAAAACAACAAAGCCAAUUCCACGCCCGACGUCGUCUGCGCCUGGUGCAGCCCUCGAGUCCCUGCCGCCAACUCGCUCGCCAUCCUCCAUGCCAUGACGGGCUCGCGCGUUUUAUCCAGUGUCAGAUCGCACACCCUUCAAUUGGCCUGAAUCCUCCGGCUCGCCGGCUUUUUACCAAAACUACGUAUUUCCCACUCCCGCUCCCCGCCGCGCCUCUUUUCCAGCACGGCAGAGCUCCAGAACACCUAGUCGUCGAAACAAACCCCCUCGACUCAUCGUCUCGGCUCCGCGUCAUCGUCCUCCAUCCACCCGCAAACGCCCAUCAAGGCGUCGCUCGCCCAUCCAGCACCGGGAGCUGGCCAUAGACAUACCCGACCUCACGAUCCUCGGACAUGGAGCGCGAAAGGCCCAUGGGCCCCGGAAGGGGCCUCCCGGAGAAUCCAGCCCAGGGACGACGAGCCGCGGCAGCCUCGGGCAGCUCGCUGAACAACGUCCCAGGUGUACCACCCAUCCCAGCAUCAAUAGCAGGCAUUCGCGCCGUGCCCUCCAGCUCCUCGCUCUCAACCACAUCCCCAGUCUCCGCCGGCCAAGUCAUCACCAUGGCACGCAAGGCUAUGGCUGAAGCCUUCAAGGACCACGAAUCCCAAGCCGCCGAGGCAAGUGGCGUUAGCAACGAGCUGAAGCCUGGCAUCACCAUCAACCUGAGCCACAGAAACAUCCAGGAUCUUCCAGACGAGGUUGUCGAUGUGAUCAAGCACGAGCUAGAGAGGCUCGCCCUCUCGCACAACAAGAUCCAGUCGUUUCCCGCCAGAUUCUCCGAGUGCUCGACGCUGCGAUACCUCAACGUCAGGAAUAACGAGUUGAGAGAGUUCCCACUACCGCUAUGCGAUCUGAAAAGCCUAGAAAUCCUGGAUCUGGGCCGGAACAAGCUCCAAUCACUCCCUUCCGAGAUUGUCAAACUCACGUCCUUGAAGGUGUUUGCGGUGCAGAAGAACCGUAUCAAAGAGCUGCCGCUCUGCCUUGCCGACAUGAACUCUCUGCAAAUGAUCAAACUGGAGGGCAAUCCGAUCGAGUUUCCGCCCCGAGAGAUCCUGCAGGUGCAGGCAAGCAGCCCACCGAACGAGCAGCUGAAGGAGAGCGAGGUUACCGAAGUCACCGUGACUCUGCAUAUCAAGAAAUACAUGAAGCAAAGGGCCAUGUCCAUCAACACGAGCACGCGCGCCGAGUCCGAUACGGGCGGUGACGAGUCAAGCGAGGGCACCGAGACGCCUCGAGUUCCUAUCAAGCGCGUUGUCAGUGGCCGUUUCCCCGUCAGGGUCAACGGUGCCGGCCUUCCCGACCUGAGGUCACCAGCUCUGGGACGCCCGCCCCCGAUUCCAACACGGUCACAUUACAGGGGGCUUUCGCAGCAAAAUACAGCACCACGCAAGCCCGGUGUCAUGCCUCUCACGAUCGGCAACGUCAACGAACGAGUGCGGAGCAACUCAGAGACGCUUCUCCAGGCGUCAAGGGGCGAGAGACCCGGCGAUCGGUCACGGCGCAUGGGAAUUGUGCAAAAGGCCAGCCAGCUCGGGACGCUUGACGAGACACAGGCCAACAACCGCUUCUCGCACUACCGUGGUCUUAGUCACGGCUCAGCCAUGCAGCAGACCAACGGGCCCAUCGCUAACGGAAAGCCUCCAGUAAGCCCCGCCGAGUCGAUCCUACAGCGGCCGAUAUACGUGCGGCGCUUGUCCGUCCUGCCCGAACGGAGGCGCGAGUCGCAGUUUAUCGACCCGGUACUAGAAGCUGCCAAAGGGAUACUCUACUCGAUAUUCCAGAUCCACCCCAUGAUCCAGAUGCUCAUGAGCUUGACGAGCGACGGCACAGCUAAGCGCUCUAGCCUCGAGAUCGUCUUCUAUAACACCAACUCUCACGUAGAGGAGCUGGAGCAGGAGAUCCAGAGGCACGAGGCCGACGAGUACAGCACCCACCUCGACAACGAGAACGUGCAGCGAGCCUGCAUAACCCUCGUCAAUGCCUACGCGCACGUCUGCUCCCUGCUGGCGAGCAAUGUCGAGCUCUUCAUCGACAACGGCGACCCGCGGUACAUCCGGACGCUGAUGAUGCAGCUCUAUAAUAGCAUCACGGAGCUGCGAGUCACGACGUCACAGGUUGGCUCCGACGAGGGCCAUCGCAGGGUCACUAGCAGGGGCUCUGUGAACACAAACACGAUCCGGGCGCGGUCCGGCUCGACCUCGGCGACGCCGACCGCCGACAGGUCAGGUGGCAUUCCGCGUAAUGCCACGCGUGCCAACCUGGCCCCGACCAAUCUCAGGGUUGCCACCGACAUGCCGUUUGCCUUUAUUAAUGGGAGCGGCCGCACAGCCACCAUUGUCACCUCUGCUACCCCGCGGUCUGGCGAGUCUUUCACCUCGACUGGUAGCCGUGCGCUCAUGGGCGAGUUUAGCGAGGAGGACCGCACGUUCGAGGGCAUUUUCCUGGCCCUGCAGAGGUCAUCGGAACUUGUCAUGCGUCUCCUGCCCGCUUUCAACAAUCAGUGCGGCAGCUGGCUCCAGACCGCGGCGGCGCAGCGUAACACGCGCGACCUGCAGCUCUGGAGGAUUCUGAUUGCCAAAUGCACCACGGUCAUCACCCAAACCGAGAUGCUCAAGGAGCGGAUGUCGGCCAUCAAGCUCAAGGAGCCUGGGAUCCGGACCCAAGGCGACUUUUGGUCCAUGUGCCGCAGCUUUAUCGACUCGUGGACCGAGUUCGGGUCGCAAAUCAAGGCCUUCGACAAGCCCCUCUCGCUUCCCGCCGAUAUCAAGGUGCGGCUGCGGCCGAUUCAGAAAAGUAUACAGGAGACUACUGAUCUCAUAAUACGCUCACCCUGGGGCUACUCGCUCCGGUCGUCCUUUGGCGGGACCAUGACCUCGCAGCCCAACGGCAUGCUCUUCAGCCCUGUGGACGGCCCCAGCGGCCAUGGGCGAGGCGGCAUGAGCGGUGGUAUGAACGGCAGUAUGAACGGCAGUAUGAACGGCGGUAUGAAUGGUGGUAUGAAUGGUGGUAUGAACGGUGGUAUGAACGGUGGCAUGAACGGUGGCAUGAACGGCGGCAUGAACAACAGCAUGAAUGGCAUGAACGGCAUGAACGGCGACAUGCACCACCACCACCACCACCACGGACACCAUAUGCAGCUCCCCAUGAGUCCGCAGAGCGCGGCUCUGGGUCCGGCUGUUCAAGCAACGGUGCCGGCGACGCCACAGAGCGGCUCGUUCUCUGCGGCGCUUACAGGCAACGUAUUUGAGCGUGCUGAUGCGCUCAUGUCUCAGGGAGGCCCGUCCAUGUCACGGCAUGGCACCUUCGCAUCAUCGGCCUCGGGCUCGACGGCGAGCAUGAACUCGAUUCUCUCCUCGUCGAGCGGCGGCUUCGGCUACGGCUACGGCAACGGCUACGGAGGAGACGGCGGUCUAAAUAUCAUGAGCCCAAACGGUUCUGGGUCGCCGAUGGUCAACUUCCCGAUGCGGAUGCAAAACGGGAGCAAGGUGGUCAUGUAGUUUGUGCAUGAUACAUCUACGCGAACAACCCUUUGCUUGGGUCGUCUUCUGAGCACGCCAAGCUCGUGCUUUGCUUUACCGCUUGCUCAUAGAUGGCUACAUCUUGACCUGUCGCCUAGAAGCGUCUCCCCUCCAGCGUGUCAUCAUUUUAUCAUCCUCAACCUUUCCCUUGUUUUCUUGCUUCCUUUCUUUCUCGCUCUCUAUUCUUUUUCUUCGCUCUUCGGUUUUGACGAGUCCAGGCAGGCAGGCAGGCAGGCAGGCAGUGGGAAGGGAAACAGGACAAGGCAGGAGGCCCAUCGCGAUAACAACGGGGGCAUGUCUAUUUCUUAAAUCUAAUGUGCGCGUACCUUGCAUCUUUUUCUCUUUCUUUUUCCUUCUUUCUCAUCACAUGAACUUGCGAGCCUUUAUUUACCCCAGCAUUUUCCUACUUCGGAGCUUUAUUUCGACAUCAUUGCUCAGGGAUCGCAUUGCAAAGGCGUUUGGAAGCAAAAUAUUAAAGAAGGGAACCCGGGAUAUGGACUUGCGACAUCUUACAGUGGGCAUGGGGAGCUUUCCAUCCAAGUAACUAGACUAUUCCCGUACAUUUUUCACUUGUCAAUCUCACGCUUGCUAGGUUCUGCAUAUACGAUUUUGGCAUGCCUGGAGCAUGCCACCAUUUUAGGAGAACCUAGAUGCCCUCAGGCCCGCAUGUAUAAGGUCUACAUCGGCUCUUCGAUG
Gaeumannomyces tritici R3-111a-1 is the source of this 4355-nucleotide messenger RNA. RefSeq lists its product as hypothetical. Gene Ontology annotation, molecular function: protein binding. The transcript is spliced from 3 exons. Lineage: Eukaryota; Fungi; Ascomycota; Sordariomycetes; Magnaporthales; Magnaporthaceae. The coding region runs from base 495 to 3638 and encodes 1047 amino acids. The record is from RefSeq and is a predicted model, not a curated record.